This is a messenger RNA of Colletotrichum spaethianum, 1110 nucleotides long. Its product is annotated as chanoclavine-I aldehyde reductase fgaOx3. The transcript has 2 exons. Bases 1 to 1110 code for a protein of 369 amino acids. Lineage: Eukaryota; Fungi; Ascomycota; Sordariomycetes; Glomerellales; Glomerellaceae. Gene Ontology annotation, molecular function: NADPH dehydrogenase activity; FMN binding. The record is from RefSeq and is a predicted model, not a curated record.
AUGUCGAAGCUUUUCUCGCCCUUGACUGUCGGGUCGCUUCAGCUCUCCAACCGGCUGGCGUUGGCCCCGUUGACGCGGUACCGCGCCGAUGAUGAAUGGACGCCGACUCCCAUGAUGGAGGAGUACUAUGCGCAGAGAGGCUGCGUACCGGGCACCCUGCUCAUAUCCGAAGGAACCCUGAUCUCGUACCGCACUGCAGGCCGCAAAAACGUGCCCGGCAUCUGGGAUGAAGCCCAUAUCGCUGGCUGGAAGAAAGUGACGGAUGCGGUUCACGAGAAAGGCUCCUUCAUCUACUGCCAACUGUGGCAUCUUGGCCGUGGUGGCAAGGCCGACAUUCUCGAGUCGCUUGGCUUGAGACUCGAGUCCUCGAGCGCGGUGCCCAUCGCAGACGACACACCCACGCCGGUAGAGUUACGCGAGGCCGACAUUUUGGACAUCAUCCAAGACUACGCAGCAGCUGCACGCAACGCCAUCGAGGCCGGCUUUGACGGCGUGGAGAUCCACGGUGCCAACGGUUAUCUCCCGGAUCAGUUCCUCCAGGAUACCUGCAACAAGCGUACCGAUGCUUGGGGCGGUAGCAUUGAGAAGCGAGCGCGGUUCCACCUCGAGGUGACCAAGGCCGUCAUCAACGCUGUCGGGGCUCACAGAACGGCUGUCCGUCUAAGUCCAUACAGUGACUUCCAAGGAAUGCUCAUGGAUGACCCGGAUCCCACCUUUAGAUAUUUGACCGAGCAAUUGAAGCCGCUAGGCCUGGCCUACCUCCACCUCAUUGAGGCCCGCAUCAGUGGCAACGACGACACGGACUGCGGCGGCCAGCGGACAGUGAGCUGGCUGGUCGAGCUGUGGAACAACACAAGCCCGGUCUUGCUCGCGGGCGGCUUGACGGCCGAGUCGGCAAGGAAAGCCGUCGAGGAUACGUACAAAAAGUACGACGUGGCUACCGUUUUCGGCCGGUACUUCAUCUCGAAUCCAGAUCUCGUCUUCCGAAUUAAGGAGGGCAUCGAGUUGGAAAAGUAUGAGCGAACGUACUUCUACACGCCAAAGCUGCCAACUGGGUAUAUCGACUACCCGUUCUCGCCCCAGUUUCAGUCGGUGCCGGUCAUUUCGUAG